GUUUAAUCAAAUUUUGUUUUCUCACAGACAGGGAGCAUCUAUAUCAGUUCUCAGGCUCACACAGACAGCAUUCCAAUACUCACCACAACUGAAAAAUGGAAGAUAAUAACUAUGCAUUUUACGUACAUACAACCGAGGAAAUAUGUUCUGGAUAUCUUUACAAAUCUCCCCCAGAGAAUCAAUUCAAGUCCCAGAAAUCAUGGAAAAAGAGGUUUUUUGUUCUUCUAAAGUACAGAGACAACACAUGCCAACUUAAGUACUACAAAAACGAAGAGAAGGACAAACCACUGGGAGACAUUGACUUGACUAAGGUCACAUACGUGUCCUUGUCCCCCGAGAGCCAUCCUAUGUGCAAAUGGAUUGAAAAAAAUUUCAGAUGUUUUGCGUCAUGUGUGAUGUUUAUUAAAGUUACAGAAAGAGACUAUUUCCUUAUAGGAGAAAACAGUGGGGAGAUGGACAAAUGGUUCACUGCUUUAUUUGACAUCUUAAAUAAUCAUCAACACACUCUGUACCCUGAUCUCAAGAAAACUGAGUGGGGUAUACCAAAAUAUGAUACACAUGGGCUGCCAUCAUCUGUGACCCAUGACCCCAUCUAUGUUACUCAGAUAAAACUGAAGAGUAAGCUGGAGCACUAA
Carassius carassius (crucian carp) is the source of this 635-nucleotide messenger RNA. It is a transcript of the gene plekhs1.4, whose product is annotated as pleckstrin homology domain containing S1, tandem duplicate 4. The record is from RefSeq and is a predicted model, not a curated record. The transcript is spliced from 8 exons. Bases 96 to 635 code for a protein of 179 amino acids. Lineage: Eukaryota; Metazoa; Chordata; Actinopteri; Cypriniformes; Cyprinidae.